This is a messenger RNA of Peniophora sp. CBMAI 1063, 1497 nucleotides long. NCBI's taxonomy places the organism in Eukaryota, Fungi, Basidiomycota, Agaricomycetes, Russulales, Peniophoraceae. The record is from the annotation of a GenBank genome assembly.
AUGUCAACUAACGAGCACACGACCACCCUCCCCGCCGCACCGGCUUAUGACGACGUCGCAGUUGUCCCGACCGCGCCUGCUCAUGGUCUCGCUUCUGCAGCGGUCGCGCCGUCCGUCAAGGAUGAGCACCUACCGCUGAACCGCAAGGUUCACUGGUACAGGAGUACCAUCACCCAGAUUCUCGUCAUCGGAGGCGUCUUCUUCUGCGCACCAGGAAUGUACAAUGCGCUUUCGGGCCUCGGUGCAGGUGGGCUCGCAACCCCGUACUGGGCGAAUGCUACGGCCGCUGCGGGAUACGUCUUCAUGGCGUUCAUGUGCAUUAUCGGCGGUAUCAUCGUGUCCAAGCUCGGUGUCCGUUGGUCGCUUUUGAUUUCCACGACGGGUGACAUCAUUUACGCCGGUACGCUAUACGUGAACAGCAAGUACGGAACCAACUGGCCGCUCAUGUUGGGCAGUAUCCUUUCGGGAUGCACCGACGGCCUGAUGUACUCUAUCGAGGGCCCUAUCAUCACAGCCUACCCUGAGCCCGCUCUCCGCGGACGCAUGCUUGGUCUCUGGGUCACAUUGCGCAACCUCGCGCCAAUCAUCGGCGGUGCCAUUAUCUUCGGCCUCAACCACUCCGUCUCUUCCACCGGUGCUGUCUCGCUCGAGACAUACCUUGUGCUCAUCGGUAUCAUGUGUGCCGGCCCCUUCAUUUCCCAGCUCAUCUCCCCGCCGGAGAAGGUGCAGCGCAAGGAUGGCGUCAAGAUUGAGCUUCGCAAGACGACCUUGACGGAGACGCUCGCAGAGUUCUGGAAGGUCAUCUCCAACAAGAACAUGCUGCUCCUUGCUCCUCUCAUGUUCACCUCCUGGUUCUACGGGUCGUACAUCGGAACGCUUGAGACGAUUUACUACACCGUCCGCACACGCUCCUUGAGCGCGUUCCUGAUCCCCUGUGGCGAUGUUGCCGGCGGCUUCCUCGUUGGCGCGUUUCUCGACAACAAGAAGAUCUCGGUGGCGAAGCGCGCGCGCUGGAGCUUCGGCGUCCUCAUGAUCUGCAACCUUGCAUGCUGGAUCUGGGCCGCGGUGAUCACGAAGCAACUUGAGGACGGAAACCCGAUGAUCGACUGGACAUCCGGCUCCUGGUUCGGCCGCACUUUCCCGCUAUUCGUGCUUUUCGAUCUUGUCACGAUGGCUACCCAGACGAUGCUGUACUGGCUCAUUGGCCACUUGUCGUCCGACUUCAUGACCCUCUCGUUCAUGACGGGCUUCUUGCGGGGCGUCGAGUGUAUCGGCCAGGCUGUAGCUUAUGGUAUCAAGUCGUCGGCCUCCUCGGAUUGGAUCAGUAUCGGCUUCAACAUCGGCUUCUUCGUGAUCUCCAUCCCUUGGGCAUACCUCGUUGUUCGCAAGAUCGGCGUUGAGUUCAACACUGACGACAUUUCCAAGCUGCCUCACGUUGACACCAUGUCACAAAGCGAUGUGGAGACUGGUUCAAUUGACGAGAAGGAGAAGGCAUAG